AAAACAACGAACAACACAAAGUUUGCGUGUUCGAAAAGACAAAUUCGCAAAGGGCUGCGUGUCAAAAUUGAACAGAUUUGUGGCCAGACGCAGACACAGCUCAGUCGAUUGGCCUUUUAAUUUAACACACAGUAAAAAGUGACUAAUAAAUAUGGUUAAAUGUGAAACGACGAAGCCUAGAUACUCUAGCAUAUCAGAUCUCUAAGAUCAGAAUAGAUUGUUACACCGUUGCUAACUAUAAUUCGACAAAACUAUAUAUCGUAUAUAUACUCAACAAAAAAUCAUUAUAGUUUUAUGUUCAAAUUGUAAAGUUUUUGAAGACCGAGAACUGUGCUAGCUUUUACUUAAUUGUCGAAAUCGUUAAUACUUUUAUUACUUCAGCUUGGUUAUGUUUAAGGUAAAUUUAAAGAACUUGUUGCAGUUGUCCCUGUCGACAGAGGGUCCAAUGCUGCGACACAAGCGCAUCAAGUGUGGCAAAGAGAGCUAUAUGCUCUGUUAUGUGCUGCAGGAUGGUUACCUGAAGAUACGGCAGGCGAAGAGCAUGCGAAGAGGUCGGCGCUCCAAGGGUCUACUGCGGCAGUCUAGCAAAAAGGCGAGUACGAAGCGCGUCUGUGAUGCUAACAGUCAGACGACCAUUGGCUCAAUGGAGGAGCUGAUGACAAGGGACACAUAUAUUCAGACAACUGUGGUACAGUACUCGCAUUGCUCUGUGGAUACGUUGGAUCUUAGUCUCAUGGUAUCCAGGCAACAGCAGACGACUAUACGAGUCUUCAACUUCGCCAGUUGCCAAACGAAGAAGCUCAAAAUGGAGAUGCGUUCCACACAGGUGGAGCUGAAGCUGAAGUCCAGGUUGACACAGACACUAGUGAUGCCUAUUGCGAGGAGCAUCGCAGGUACUCAGACGACGCUCGGAACGGGCCGACAAGCAAGCUAUGCGCAGACGGACAUCUCCAGCCUGUCGGCAGAGGAGGAGCAGGAGCAGGAGGAGCUAAAGGAGCGUAUAGUUAAUUUGCUAUUGCGAUCUAUGAACAGUCAGAGUAAUCUGUUGCUUAAAAGCGUCGAGUCCCUCAAUCAGCUGCUAGAGUUCAAGCAGUUGGAGUUGCAGAAGCAAAAACUGGAGAAGGAACGGGAGGCAGCCAAGCAGGCGGAGCUGGUCAAGCUGAAGCAGAGACAUCCGAAAAAAGCUAGCAAACGGUUACAUUGCCCCAAGUUCAGGAUCUGGGCCAAGCCAGCAUCCAAGCCCAAUACGCUGACACAGAAGCAGGCACACGUCCAAACACAGCGACUAAGCAUAAUAUCCAGCGGCACGCAAACGGAGCUCUUGAGGGAGAUGCCAUUGGUUCGCUUGGCUGAGGCAGCCACGCAAACUGACCGCGUGAAAGGACUCUCUUGGCUGCGCUUAAGCAGCUGAAGCUGUCUGUAUAUAAAUAGGCCUAUACAUACAUAUUUACUUACCAUAUCCAGCGCCAGUUGUUAGCAGACUUUAUUGUUGUUAUUUUUGUUGUGAUUGUUUUUGCUCGCGUUGCACUCAUUGUGAUUAACAUAAAAAUGUUGUUGUUGUACUUGAA
This is a messenger RNA of Drosophila mojavensis, 1568 nucleotides long. RefSeq lists its product as uncharacterized. The record is from RefSeq and is a predicted model, not a curated record. Lineage: Eukaryota; Metazoa; Arthropoda; Insecta; Diptera; Drosophilidae. The transcript has 4 exons. The coding region runs from base 389 to 1411 and encodes 340 amino acids.